AGUAGUCACUGAAGUGAGCCUCAUAUAUCAAAAUUUUAAUCAAUUUGAACGGGGUCUCAAAUGCACCAUUUUAGUAAUAGAUAAUGAACACUACGUUAGUUUUACUCUCUGACUAAACGGAAUUUCUAACGUUGCUGACUUGAUAUAUAUGUGGCAGCUGACUGGGUUGAAAGUGCCAGCUGUAAGUGCACACCUUCUUACGUACUAAACACAAAACAAUCCCGAUCAAACUCAGAUAAAAAAACCCUAUCCCUCUGAGCUUCAACUACAUGCAUCUAAUCGGCGACGCAAUCAGGGGGAAAUCGCGUUUAGUUAGUCGAAUAUUCACUAAAUAAGAGUAUGGAGUCAUUGAUAACUAUAUAUGUGCAUCAUCAUGGGGAGUUGUCACAUAUACCAAAAGUCGAAUAUAAAGGGGGCAAAGUUGAUUUUAUUCCUGGUUUUGACACUGAUGUAUUUUCAUUUAGAGACUUGGAUGAUUUUGCCGAAAAACAUGGUUAUAGCCCCACUGACUUGGUUUAUUUUCAAACAUCUGGAAUGUCUAUCGAAGAAGGUGUUAAACUAUUGUAUGAUGAUAAUACAGUAAGAGAAAUGGUAGAUAUUCACAAACCCUUGGGUAAGAUUGAUUUAUAUGUUGAUCACUAUGAAUUUGAUGAGGUUAUUGACGUAGCCCAAGAAAGUGAAUUAAAAGGAAGUGAAAAUGUUGAGUUGGGUGGAAAUGAGGAGAAUGAAAGGGGAGAUGCUGAUUACAAUGAUCCAGAUUAUUAUGUAGUAACUGAGAGUGAGAAGUCUGAGAGUUUUAGUGAUGACGAAAUCUUUAUUAAUAGUGAUGAGGAGUUUACAGAGUAUAGAGGGAAUGAGAAGCGAGUGAUCCAUGACAUGACUCAGGGUGUACAGGUUGGAAAUGAAAUUGUCACUGUAGGUCCAAUGCUUAUAAGUGACGAAUCUGAUUUUGGUUCUAUGGAACUUAGGUCUGAUUACUCUUCGAGCGAAGACGAGAAUAGCAAAAUUGGAUAUAUAGGUCCUCCAAAUCCUAAGAAAAUAAAAAGAAAAAUGGCAGGAUUAAAACAUGGUGCUGAUAGUAAUGUGAUCAAUUGGCAAGCGGGGAUGAAAUUUGCAAGUCUAUGGUGAUAGAAUUAGAAAAAAUCCACAGUGGAAGGUUAAGGAGAUGGCUGAGACAAUUAAGAAGGAACUGGAGGUAGAGGUGCCAAGGAUAAAAAUAUUGAGGGUUCGAAAAAUAGCACUAGAAAGUGUGGCUGAAGCACUUAAAGAGCAUUAUUCCAGACUAAGGGACUUUGCCAAUGAAAUCCUUAAAAGUAACAAGAAUAAUACAGUUCAGAUUAGGACAACAAGAUUGAAUGAAACUGACUCGAACAAGUUUAAGAGGAUUUAUGUUUGUUACCACGCUUUAAAGGAAGGGUGGAAGGCUGGGUGUAGGCCUAUUAUAGGUUUUGACGGAUGCUUCUUGAAAACAGUGUGCAGGGGACAGUUAUUAUCUGCUGUUGGAAGGGAUGGGAACAAUCAGAUGUUCCCAAUUGCAUAUGCUGUAGUUGAAAGUGAAAACACGGAGUCAUAGAAGUGGUUUACUGAGCAAUUGAGUGAGGAUCUUGAGUUGGGUAAUGGUGAAGGAUACACUGUGAUUAGCGAUCAACAAAAGGGCCUUGACAAGGCCUUGAAGGACUUGCUCCCUCGGGUUGAACAUAGACUUUGCAGCAGACACAUUUACAGUAAUUUCAGGAAAAGGUUUCCAUCUUUGGCCUUGAAGAGAGCCUUCUGGAAUGCUUGUUGUGUGACACACCUUGCAGCACACAUAAAAGCAAUGAAAGACCUUCAAAAAAUCUCCAAGCCUGCACAUGAGCAGUUGUCAAAAGUAAGGCAUAUUUUGGUACACAUAGUAAGGCAGAUAAUGUAGAAAACAACAUGAGCGAGUGUUUUAAUGCAUGGAUAAUUAAUGAACGAUAUAUGCCGUUGCUGACUAUGAUGCAGGAAAUACACUUCAAACUCAUGACUAGGAUGAGACAGAAAAGGGAUGAAAUGCUCAAGACUGAUUACUUAAUCUGCCCAAGAAUUAAGAAGAGGUUGGAUCUGUUGAUCACUGAGUCGAGAAAUUGGACUGCUUCCUGGGAUGGUCAAAAGUUGUUUGCUGUGAAACAAGGGACAAGGGUUAACACUGUAGACCUGGAGACAAUGUCAUGCUCUUGCAGAGUAUUCGACCUCACAGGAAUCCCCUGUGAGCAUGCAAUUGCUGCAAUAUAUGACCGGAGGCACCAGGUAAUUGAUUAUAUCUCAGAUUACUAUAAGAGAAGCAAGUAUUUGGCAUCAUAUCAACACUCCCUUGAAGCAAUAAAGGGUGAAGAGUUUUGGGAAGUUCAUUCUACAGACGAACUUCUACCACCUGAUAUUCCAAAAAAACUUAGAGGAAGGCCUAAAAGGUUGCGAAGGAGGGAAGAUUGGGAAGGUGGCAACAGGAUCCAAUCUUCUCAAGUCAAAACUACUGGACCUAUCUUGCAGAGGUUUAGUAACCGAAGGAAAAUGCAUUGCAGUUUGUGCAAAUCACCAGAUCAUAGAAAGAGUAAUUGUCCAACAAAGAGUCAACUACAGGACAAUGAUCAAGGCACUCAGACUCAACCACCUGGCAACAAAAAGACAAGAACAAGAACUGAGAAUGAGGUACCAGUGGUGACUCAAACAGCACAGGAACCGGUGGUGACACAGGAUGAAAAUCAUGUAGUCGCACAGAGGAAGAAAACACCAAAAGAAGCAAAAAGACAGAAAAUACAAGUUCGAAGAGCAGUAAAGAAUGUUGACAAGCAAAAGUUGCCAUUUGUGAAGAACAAUGAUCCUACUGGUGGAGAUUGAAAUGAGUUAUAACCAACCUUUUGUUAUAAGCAGCAGAACCUUUGUUUAUGUCGUUUUGCUAAAUUUUGGUAUAUUUGAACACUUCAGCAGUACUUUUGCGCUCUGAGACUUGGAAUGUAUUUCAGUAUGCUUAUUAGGAUAACUUUAAGAAUUUGUCACAGUAUUUCCAAGUUUGUUAUGAGAUGGUGAUUUUAAGAAUUAAUUUUCUUUA
Messenger RNA from Daucus carota subsp. sativus, 3067 nucleotides. RefSeq lists its product as uncharacterized. The transcript is spliced from 4 exons. The coding region runs from base 1918 to 2856 and encodes 312 amino acids. NCBI's taxonomy places the organism in Eukaryota, Viridiplantae, Streptophyta, Magnoliopsida, Apiales, Apiaceae. Gene Ontology annotation, molecular function: zinc ion binding. The record is from RefSeq and is a predicted model, not a curated record.